CAGACAGCCACAUUCGGUUACAGACGGAGCACAAAAGCAGCCCUUAGGCUGCCCUGAAGCCGCGCUCCCCUUGACGCCACCCCUUCUCGAGCGGCAGCUGGACGCAGAAGCGGCGAGAGCCCCCCGGGAGCGGCUUUCAAGGUGACUUCUCUUUCGGUCUGGUUCUCAUCUGGGGGGGCCCUGGCAGUACAGCCCCCCCAAACUUCACUUCUCUGAAACACGGCUCUAGCCAACCUACUUCGUUGCUUCACUUGCGACCGCCUGUGUGGGGGCUGCACAGCACCUGCUCCUCCACCUCGACAGGGCAUCGUUCUUCAGCCUGUCAUGCCCAGCUGUGAACCAGUACCACCUGCUGCCUAUCUUCCUACCAAAACCUUCCGCAGUUAUCUGCCUCGGUGCCAUCGAACAUACAGCUGUGUCCACUGCCGGGCACACUUGGCCAAGCAUGAUGAGCUCAUCUCCAAGUCCUUCCAGGGGAGUCAUGGUCGCGCCUAUCUUUUCAAUUCUGUGGUCAAUGUGGGAUGCGGUCCAGCUGAACAACGCCUCUUGCUCACUGGUCUCCAUUCAGUUGCCGAUAUUUUCUGUGAAAGCUGCAAGACUACACUGGGUUGGAAAUACGAACAAGCCUUCGAGACCAGCCAGAAAUACAAAGAAGGGAAAUACAUUAUUGAGAUGUCACACAUGGUGAAGGACAACGGCUGGGACUGAUGGGGACUCUGGGUGACCCCUUCCCCUGCAGCAUGCCUUGCCCUGUCCUAAUCCCACUGCCAUCGCUGGCACCCUGGCACAACUAACCCUGCCCCCAUUUCCGUGCCCCUAGGCUCCUGCACAGCAUCACCCAUGGAAGUGGAGAUACCAGGACCCUUCUCCCAAACCUCUUAUACUUUCUGAAGUGCUAGAUUCACAGUUUGGAGGAUCUCCCCAAAGUAAAAAGGGAACCUCACAGAGUUCAGGGGCCCAAUUUCAGGAUUUUGGAUUGGAUUCUACUUGAUCUACUUGGGGGUAUGCUGCUCUCAUUACUAGCACCUGUUGGGUUGCACAGAUGGUGAAAUGCCUAGUGUAAUCCUGGAAGCACAUUUGAACUUUAUGUUCCAUUUUAUAUGGAAAACACAGUGCAUUCUGGAAUGGGGCAGAAAGAGCUGUAAGCAUAAGGCAAAUUCUUGGGGAGGAGCCAUAGCUCAGUGGAAGAGGUUAUGCUUUGCAUGCAAAAGGUCCCUAGUUCAACCUUUGGUACUUCUUGUUUCAAACAGGACUAGGACAGACCUCUGCCCAAAGUUUUGCAGAGCUGCCAGGCAGAGAUAACAGUACAGGGCUAAACUGACCAAUGGUCUGGCUCAGCAUAAGGCAGCUUUGUAUGUUCAUGCACUCGCCUCCUUUCUGGGGCAGAGCUGCAUUGUAGUGGGAAACGUAUGUCAGUCUAGUGGUGUUGGGCCGAAAAGGGUGGAAGGAGAGUAAAUCCCAACAGGGGACAAACUUUGUCCUCCAGGUAGGGGAUCCAUGAGCAGUUCCUUCCAGCAUGGGGCCAUGGUAGUUUAUGUUCCCCUUUACCAUUCCUUUCCCCAGACACUGCCGUGGUAUUUCCCCCCCAUGUCUACGCAAUGGAGUUUGUCGGGUUUUGAUUUUUUUGGGUUGCCGUGUGCUUGUGAUCCCCAGACACACUCAUCCCCUGCAUCCGCCCCCCAUCCUACAUGGAGAUGGGUGGGGGUUGGGUGUGGGCAAAGCCUCAGCACUGUCACCAGCGCAGGAAUUUUUUUGUAUAAUAAAGAUGUUUUAUAUUUAAAAAGAAAAAGGAACCAUACUAAGCAGCCUCUAUCAUCCAUGCCUCUUCACAAGAAAUGGGGAUAUUUGGGUGUAUUUCAACAGCAGGGACUUGUUUCAAAUAAGUACACGAUUCCAAGGUAGCAGCAGAUUUCCUUAACUUAGUACCAUCUACAGAAUUCAUAAGCAAACAGCAGUACCAUCUGCAUGAGCAUCUGGAAACCAAAUAUAUAAUAAAAUUCUAGCUAACAAGUUAUUCCCUAUUUGAAAUUUAGAGAACAGAACUGUGUGCGCAAAUCUCUAUAGUUCAGUAACAGUGUAAUCUGAACCAGUUGCAUCCUUCUAAGCCUAUUGACUUGACUGGGCUUAGAGGGGUGUAACUCUGUUGAGGAUUGAAUUGUAAAGUGCUCACGCAUCUGACCAUAUGCCAGCAAUUUAUCAGAUUUUUUUUGGUCUUUGCUUCUAGGAGCUAAACAGCUUCUUUGCCAAUAAACUUUACUAUUCAUUAGCAAGAAAUCAAGUCUUCUGAAACAUAUGCCCAAUAAAAAAAAACCCCAACAAUGUAAAUGUGGCAUAUGAACUAUCUAAAUCCGUAAGUUGGUGUUGAACAGAUCCAUUUGUAAUAUGGUGUGGAUGGACACUUUUCACUUGUUACAGAGUACUGGGAAGGCAUUUUAAUAGUUCACUAAUAUGCAUUCCUUUUCCUUCACAUACUAGGGACUCAUGACUUCCUCCUCUCCCUUGACUUCUGCCAAUAAACGGUGAUAUGGAGGCUUCAUGCU
Messenger RNA from Eublepharis macularius, 2540 nucleotides. It is a transcript of the gene YPEL4, whose product is annotated as yippee like 4. Bases 325 to 708 code for a protein of 127 amino acids. The transcript is spliced from 5 exons. The record is from RefSeq and is a predicted model, not a curated record. Lineage: Eukaryota; Metazoa; Chordata; Lepidosauria; Squamata; Eublepharidae.